AUGGCUAAUCACAAAGAAAUUUUGUUGCUAAUGCUGCUAGCACUUUGUAUCUUUUUCCCACUGGCUUUCGCAGUGAGUGAAGAUCUUUUGUUCAUCAAAUACCACAUUCACAUAAUCAACGAUUUGCCUUCGGAUUUGCCACCCAAUGUCCCAUCAGUGCUACUUCUGCACUGCAAGUCGAAAGACAAGGACCUUGGUCAGAGAUCCAUGUUGCAGCAUGAGGAUUACACUUGGGAUUCAAGAAUAAACCUUUUCAGAACCACCCUUUUCUUCUGCCAGGCAUCGUGGGAAGGGAAGCAGAGGAAUUUUGAUGCUUUCGAUGCCAAUAGAGAUGAACAUCGUUGCCGAGAGUAUCAUAACUCUUGCCUGUGGUCAGUGAGGGAUGAUGGGUUUUAUUUCAGCAACGAUAAUUCUACCUGGACUAAUGAGUAUCCAUGGUAG
Durio zibethinus is the source of this 441-nucleotide messenger RNA. Its product is annotated as S-protein homolog 18-like. The record is from RefSeq and is a predicted model, not a curated record. Lineage: Eukaryota; Viridiplantae; Streptophyta; Magnoliopsida; Malvales; Malvaceae.